Messenger RNA from Filobasidium floriforme, 4907 nucleotides. RefSeq lists its product as uncharacterized. Lineage: Eukaryota; Fungi; Basidiomycota; Tremellomycetes; Filobasidiales; Filobasidiaceae. The transcript has 12 exons. The record is from RefSeq and is a predicted model, not a curated record. Bases 469 to 4749 code for a protein of 1426 amino acids.
GCCAUCUCUACGGUAUUUCAGGCUUUGUAAAAAAACCUGUCCGUUUCCGGAGGAACACUCGCUCGACGCCAUUGAUAUGGAUCUCGUCCCUGCCGGAAGCAGAAAGAUCUAACUUUAGCUUCCGGCAUCGCGUUGAUUCGUACCGGAAACAGCUCCAGGACGCCAAAAAGCGCGAAAGCUGUGUGUUUCGAGUAACAACCUUGUCUGCGGUUCUGCAGCCGUCGGUAGGAUUCUGGCUCUCGAAAUGCUCGCUCAACGUCCGGAUCCCAUCAUCUAGGGAAGAUCUCGCUCUCUGUCGGAAAGCCACGACCUUAGCAGGUCCUGUCCGUUCCGCUAUUUCGGAAUCACCUGUGGACUUCUCCCUGAUCCCUGGGCGACCUCUUCUGGAAAAGUAAACAACCCAGAGUGUUCUCGAAAGCCAUUCAGGUUCACCGCCUUCGUCAUUCUGGAAGCUCGUCUCUGUCAAGAAUGGCGUCUUCACCAAAAGUACAAGAUGCCAACGAGCUCAGUGAAGGGUUCAUGCUCUACUCUGGGUUUAUCGGAGGAGAAGGAGAUGCUCCACCUACACCUCGAGCAAAACAUCGACCGGUAGACCUUCAGAACACGCCCAAGCAAGCGAAGAACGGCGACAAGAUGGUACAUGCGGGAACGAGAUCGCCUAGGAAAGGGUCAUAUGACGAUUAUCCGGUGCAGGUGAUGCCCCCUCCAGGCAAGGUCAACCCGAUUGGCGUGCAGGACGAGCUGGACGAUACGGCAUACAAUUAUGCGUUGAGGGUCGCGUAUAUCAACCGGAUAUUGCAAUCAGCCGUCUCGAGGCCGGCGAAAUCGCCAAACACGCACAACCUCGCUUCUCCCUUCGAGCUCUCGUCCGGAUCGAGUCCCGGUAACCUCCGCUCCCCUAACAACAACGGCAAUGCUCCCAACUCUUACUUCCCCUCGACCUCCAAGUAUCCCUCAAAUGCGACCGGGUCGUCCGGGAUGAUCGCUGCGCCUAGCACGGCGACUAGUCCAGGAAGAAGCGUUUUCGGGAGAAAGAAGGAGAAGGAGGCUGGGAAACUGCCGAAAGAGUUCUUGCCUGGUUUCUGGGAUUCGUUGGGGAACGAGGGCGGAGAUGCCGUAUGGAGGACUUCUGUCAACACGUUCUUAUCCUAUUUGCCUAACAAGAAGGCGACCAAGACAGCGUCGGGCUUGAAUCUGCGGGAAAUCUCGGUCCUUCUCGAGACGUUCAGCUCGGUACUGCCCUCGAGCGAUGGGGGAAUGACAUCGCCGACAACGAGCAAAUCGGUCAACCCUCAGAAGCACGUGCAUAUAACUCACUUGAUCGCGGUCUUAUCGACGUGCUUGCAGGGGUUUUAUAACCCGAUGAACAGGAAACUCAAGGAGGAAGACAAGGAGAUGUAUUUGAGGAUCAUGACCGAGCUGGAUCUCUGGAGCUUGAGACCAGAGACAGCUCGAGAACGUCAGCAGUCCCAGUCGUUUUACGGGGAUCUGGCCAGUCCUAAUUCGGAACCCGAAUCACCCAGCGCGAGGACAGUUUCGCGAAAGAGCUCGUUCAUCAGCAGCAUGGGAAGAAAGAAUGCGGCUACACCGCCUCCCAUGCCAUCUACUCCGUCUUUCGCCUCGAGUAGCGUGAGUCUGGCCAGCGAAGGAUCCAUCGAUACUCCAUGGGACCGAAGUCCGUCUAGGGGUAGUUCGCAUAACGGUAGAGAGAAGGAUAGAAAAGGUUCUUUGGUGAACGAUUCAGGCUCGCCUCUCGACCUGAUUGAUGUUGUGCGACGUGUCUUCGGCAUCAACAAGGACAAGAUCAACCAUGAUCUCGAUUCGCUGAGACGAGCGGGAUUGGAUGAAAAGAGCUACCUGUCCGAUUUGAAGGUCCAUCUUGUACAAGCCAACACGGCGGGUCAGACCACAGAAUCGCCGUUCAUGCAAGAGCGUGCAACUUCCCUUCAAGCCGAACUGGGCGCAUUGGUCCACGCUCGGCCUGAUCUCGCUGGUAUGAACAUUGUCUCGCCCACUUCGGGGCAGUCGGGCAAGGAGUUCUUCUUCACGCCGAAUCAGCGCAAGGACGAAAUCUACGCCCGUCUAGUCAAGCAAGCCAGGCUGACUCUGAGCUGGGAUACGCCUCUCACGCCAAAGACAACUGGAGAGCGUGAGCUGGUAGAGCUGUGCGCAGGAGUCUGGGGGAUUCGGAACAAGACGCUUGCCGAGGUGAGCGUGUCGUUUCAGAUCUGGUCGGACUGCCUCGGACGGGAGUCGGAAGAGGACGAAGUGGUCGGUAACAGGCGGAUGAUGGGUCCAGGCGCGUCACGCAAACGUGCCAGCUAUACCGAAGAGUUUGGUUGGGCAGAGAGGGUGCUCGAGGACCUGCUGGAGCUCGCCAUGGAUAUCGAAGCUGGUAUUGACGACGAAGAAGAAAAACUGGCAAAGUCUACCUUGAUGACAUUGCACAACAAGCUCGCGAGCCAUCUGACUUCAGCUGUUGCUAGUAUCUAUCCCACGACCGCCAUACCGCCUACCAAACCGCCUCCAUCAUGUUUCAGCCUGAUCAAGGCUUUGCUGGACUCGCCUGAUCUUUCCGGCUUGCUUCCGGACGCUUUAAGGGUUGGUUCGUGGCAGAAUGCUGCCGACGACUUACGAGGCGCCGCCGUGGGAGAGUACGUCGUCAAACAAGUAGAAUUCCUUGCCGAGUCUGGAGGCGGUAUGACACCUGGCAAUGAGGGCACUGAGAAAUCGCUCGAGGGGUACGAAAAGUUGGCCGAUUUUAUCGAGGAAGGGGUGCAGCGCGUCGGCAAAGUCUGGCCACAGGAUCGAUUGGACGGACGUCUUCAUCCACCCUCUAUCAUCUUGUCGAAACAACUACCCUUGUUCCUCGCCGAACUGCAAGUCCUGGAUCAGCCUUCUUCCGGUACAAAAGCCGACGUCAUUUUCGGACUCUACGAGCGUACUGCCCGCUUGAUUCACCUGUGGGAAGAACUUUGCCCAGGCGAAGAUUUGGCAUUCGAGUUGGAACCCUUCUUCGAGCCUCACGUAAGGGAAUGGCUGAGAGGUACUAAUGAGGUUGAUACGCACGAAUGGGUCUCGCGAGCUGUUGCUAUGGACAGCUGGGUCCCAGAGGGCACCUUGCGACACUCGCAAUCGGUGUUGGACUUAUUCCAGUUCAUCAGGACAGCCGUGACUACAAUUCUUGUUAAUCUGCCUUUGGGAGAGUAUAGCAAAGCAUGUUAUCUGAUCGACUUUUCCAAAACUGCGGCGGCUUCAGUGUCGCAAUACGCAACGACGGUUGAAUCGCUCUUCAUGGCCGAGAUGACUACAAACAGGGGCAACACCUCGGCUCCUCUUGAACCCGCGCCCUCUGUGGGAGGUAAAGCGGGAGCAUGGCUGGCUAAGAGUAAACAGGCCAUUCAGGGUCUCGAGCGGAAGAAAGUCGAAGGGUUCAACAUACCUCCUACGGCCUGUGUCAAGCUCACCGACAUGGGUGCGGCUCGCGCUUGUCUAGAAGAUUUGGGUAUCGCUAUGGACGCCGACGAAACGACCAGGAUCGUCAAAGAACACAACCUCAAGACCAACGGGUCUCCCAAUGGGAACGCCAAAUCGACUCAGCACGUCUUCACGGUCACUGCAUCUAGGGGCGAGAACCUGCUAAGCAAGAACCUUCAGAAGGCUGCCGACGCCUUCGUCACAAUGACAGAUCCUGUUACCAGCAAUCGCCUGCUCAAAUCGAACACUGCAAUCAGCAGCGCAGAUCCAACUUGGGAACAAUCCUUCGAGAUUACUAUCGGCGGUCCCAAAAUUCUCGAGUUGGCUUGUUACGACCGAACGCUUGUCGGCAAGCACGAUCUGAUCGGCACGGCGAGCUUCAAGCUUGACCCCUCAGCUUACCGCGAGGUUCCGACUCGCGAGCUGUUGGUCCCUCUAAACCCCCGAGGAAGCGUGUAUGUGCGCCUCGAGAUGGAGGGGGGCGAAAAACACGAAAUCAAGUUUCACCUUGAUCGGGCUGGUCGGUCACUGGACCGAGCUGGAGAGAACAUGACUCGGUGUAUCGUAGACAGGAUGGGAGAUUACGUCAAGUCUCAGCUGUCCAAAGACGCAAUCCGAGAGCUGUUACGCCCAUUAAGCGCCAAGCCCAAGAAAGGGACGGCGAAGCAGACAUCUCUCUCAGACCAGGACUUCGAAGCGAGCCUCGUUCCACUUUUGGAUUACUUUGACACAAACUUCUCGACUUUCGCAGUCACCUUGUCGGACAAGGUCAAGCUUCACGUCAUGACGCGGCUGUGGAGGCGGGUGCUGGACAUUUUGAUCUCGACAUUGAUCCCCCCACUGUCGGACAAGGAAACAACGGCAGACCCGCUGUCGACGCAAGAGAUCAAUGUGGUCUUCCAGUGGCUCAAGCUGUUGAAGAGCUUCUUCAACGCCUGCGAGAAUGGGGUUGAAUAUGGCGUACCUCUUUUGGUACUACAGUCAGGAGCAUACAAGGAUCUCCUCCUCAUUGGACAGUACCUCGAUCUCCCUGUGGCCAGUCUGAAGGGAAAGUGCGUUGCUGCCAUCAAGGGAGUGGGCCGACAAUCGAGCAAGUCUCAGAGUCUCGCUCAGAGCGGGUUCACGUCUUCCGGCGCGUCUGAAGACGAGGAGAGAACGGCCGAGAUACUCCUUAGGAUCUUGCGUAUGAGACCGCAAACCUCCGACUUUUUGCACAACCAGAUCUCAGCGCUCAACGAUGCCAGAGUCCGCAAGCAGGCAUUGGUGCAGUAACAACAAUAGAAUAUUCGACGACAAGCUACAAGAAUAGAAAGGAAGGACAUGUACAAUGUAGACUAGUUAAAGGGCCUUUAGAGCUUCGACCAGAUUGUACAAAGGGAUCUAGGAGUUUGACGUUAAACGGACAUUGAAUAGAAGCUGAUGUCCACUGG